UUAAUAUCGUUUGUAUUUUAAACAACACGCACUAGUGGUCAGUCGUGUACAAGUGUUAAAAUAAAGAUAAAUUGAAAAUUAAAUUCACUGAAAGAGUACGUUCCAAAAUCAAGAUGAUAAGGUUGAUUUUAGUUUUUUUAACAAUAUCGCACAGCUACGCCUUGAAUAAUGGAUUAGCAAUGACACCACCAAUGGGCUGGCUGACAUGGGAACGUUUUAGGUGUAUAACCGACUGCGAGAAAUAUCCCAACGAAUGCAUAAGCGAGAGCCUAAUAAAAAGAACAGCAGAUUUGAUGGUCAGCGAAGGCUACCUAGAUGCAGGAUAUGAAUAUUUAGGUAUCGACGAUUGUUGGUUAGAGAAGACACGCGAUGAUAAAGGUCGGCUGGUACCCGAUAGGAAACGAUUUCCAAAUGGGAUGAAGGCCAUAGCUGAUUAUAUCCACAGCAAAGGCUUAAAGUUUGGCAUGUACGAAGAUUAUGGAAACCUCACAUGUGCCGGUUACCCCGGGGUGCUUGGAAACGAAAAAAUCGAUAUCAACACAUUUGUCGAAUGGGAAAUCGAUUAUUUGAAGCUCGAUGGAUGUUAUAUUGACCCGAUACAAAUGGAUAAAGGCUAUCCAGACUUCGGUAAAUUGUUGAACGCAACUGGACGAUCCAUCUUGUACUCCUGUAGCUGGCCAGCAUAUCAAGAGGAAAAAAAGAUAUUGCCAAACUAUGCAUCGAUCGCUGAACACUGUAACUUAUGGCGCAAUUAUGAUGAUAUAGAAGACUCUUGGGCAUCUCUUACGAAAAUCAUGGCCUGGUUUGGUGACAACCAGGACAGGCUUGCUCAGCACGCCGGGCCUGGACACUGGAACGACCCUGAUAUGUUACUAAUUGGCAACUUCGGUCUAUCGGUGGACCAAGCUAAAGUACAAAUGGCUGUUUGGGCGAUCCUAGCAGCACCGCUUCUGAUCAGUACUGAUUUGGCGACAAUAAGGCCAGAAUUCAAACAAAUAUUACUGAACAGAGACAUUAUAGCCAUCAACCAAGACAAAUUGGGUAAACAAGGAUUGCGUGUUUGGAAAAAAAUGGGAUCUGGAUCCAGGUCCAAAUUAGAGAUAUGGAAAAGAGAACUUUAUGACGGUUCCUUUGCUAUGGCAUUUGUGAGUUAUCGGGACGAUGGAAUACCUUACGCAGCCAAAUUUACGUAUUAUGACAUGCAAUUACCUCAGUCGGAGUUUGAAGUACAGGACUUGUACAAAGAAGAAGAAAUUCGGUCAUGGGAUGGCACAAGCGACUUCGAAGUUCGGAUUAACCCUUCUGGAGUUAAAUUUUACAAAUUCAUUAGCAAAAAAUCUAUGCCGGAGAUUUUGGAUAUAACAGUAAAAAUGAUUGUGAAGAAUCAAGUGUGUAAUUAG
Molecule: messenger RNA, 1400 nt
Organism: Bombyx mandarina (wild silkworm)
Lineage: Eukaryota; Metazoa; Arthropoda; Insecta; Lepidoptera; Bombycidae
Product: alpha-N-acetylgalactosaminidase
Biological process (GO): glycoside catabolic process; oligosaccharide metabolic process
Cellular component (GO): cytoplasm
Molecular function (GO): alpha-galactosidase activity
Source: RefSeq, a predicted model, not a curated record